AUGGGUGAACAGGUAGAGGAUAUGGACAAGCUGUAUGAGACGCCGAUAGACAUGCAGACUACAAUCUUUGACCAAGUAGAUAACUAUCUGCAUAUGGUGAACAGCGGAUUACAGCACGAUGAGAAAGAAGAUGAACAUAGGGAACAUGAAGAUGCGAUUGAUGGUGGGGCCAGUCUGAACAUGCACCUUUACAAUAUUAAUGAUACAUUAAAUGGUGUUUCUACUGAUAACGGUCAUUUCGACAUGGUUGAUUUACAUUUCGGGCCCACAUUGACUACAGAUGACGACCCAACCAAAAUGGCCGAACUACAGCAUACCACGAUACAUCAUGGCCAUCUAGACGUCAAUGGAAACCGCAGUGAUAGUUUAUUCUCGCCAUUCGAUUCUCCAUUAGUACAUGACACUCCAUCAUUGGAGGCUAGGAAUAGUAUACAACUUACAAAUGAGGGUUCCACAUCAGCUCUUACAACACCAUUUCUGAGCGGCAAGAACCACUAUGACGACCACGGGAACUCUAUAAAUUCCCAGAGCUUUAACUACCAUAACAGAAACUCAAGUCUCUCCAAAGUUAGUGGUAAAUUCUCCCCAAUAUCGUCACCAGCACUGACUUCUACUAAUCAGGAACAGCAACACUGGAACACAUCCUCUAGAAGGGCUUCAAACAGUUCCUCUAGAUCAAAAAGAGUGCUACCGAGUGGUAAUUCAUCUGUUUCUUCUACUUCAAACAAGGUUAUAAAGAAUAGUCCGUACAUGAACGCCAGUUCUAGGAGAUUACAAAAGACCAUAAGUAAUGGGAACUCAAAGAGGGAUGAGUGGGACGAAUUCAUGUUCUCUUUACCGGAGAGUAGUUUAGCUAAUGACUUAACAACUGGAAAUGAUGAAAACAUGGAUAUUAGCUUGCCAGCGGGACACUCACCCACUAAAGAGUACAAUAGCUACCCUAAGGUAAUAUUACCAUCUCAUGCAGCUGAAAACGAGAGUAUGGAAACGGAUAACUAUGAGAGGGCCAGCUUGCUAGAGGACUCACAACCAGACGAGACACAGAACAAUAACCCACAGAACAAUAAUCCACAUAGCAAUGGCUCUAGUAUCAGUCCUGUUGGCAAAAACGACUCGGUGAUGCUAGCCAGUGGCUCACCUGUGUUGAAACCCCAAAAUUCAAGUUCUAAUAUUUUGCAGACACCUUACUCAUCUAAAAGAGUUUUCAAGUCGCCAGCGGAUAUUUCAAGCACUGAACAAACUGCAGACGAGGCUUCCAACGAUGCAAGUAAUGAUGCUAAGUCGAAGGACAAGAAACAAAGGAAACCUUCAUCCAGUGGACCCAAUAAGCUAAAGAGAACUAAUACUGGUGGCAGCAUCGGGAGAGUACGAUCAGACAGUGCCAGCCAAAACAGCGACUAUGUUCAAAGAAAGAAAGAGGUGCAUAAGUACGCAGAACAAGAAAGAAGAAACAGGCUGAACAACGCGCUUAGCGAUUUGAACUCUUUACUUCCACAAGACUGGAAAGACGCUGUCACAGUCCCAUCUAAGGCUAUCACAGCUGAACUCGCUUGCAAAUACAUAAGGACACUGCUCGAAGAGCUUGAGCAGUACAAGAAAUGA
Molecule: messenger RNA, 1602 nt
Organism: Nakaseomyces glabratus
Lineage: Eukaryota; Fungi; Ascomycota; Saccharomycetes; Saccharomycetales; Saccharomycetaceae
Gene: PHO4
Product: phosphate-sensing transcription factor PHO4
Molecular function (GO): protein dimerization activity
Source: RefSeq, a predicted model, not a curated record